Brachypodium distachyon (stiff brome) is the source of this 1407-nucleotide messenger RNA. RefSeq names its product RHOMBOID-like protein 2. The transcript has 5 exons. Gene Ontology annotation, cellular component: membrane. NCBI's taxonomy places the organism in Eukaryota, Viridiplantae, Streptophyta, Magnoliopsida, Poales, Poaceae. Bases 182 to 1174 code for a protein of 330 amino acids. The record is from RefSeq and is a predicted model, not a curated record. Gene Ontology annotation, biological process: proteolysis. Gene Ontology annotation, molecular function: serine-type endopeptidase activity.
UGUCUGUCUCUCUCUCUCUGUCCCCUUUCCCCUUCCUUCCCUUCUGAAGUUCCGCUCUCCUCGCUUCCAAGCUAAACCUCCGCGCCACUCGACUCGAGUCUCGAGCUUUCCUUCUCCGCGUUCCUUGGCUUGGCUUGCACACCACCGAAGCGACCACGCGAGGGAGAAAGAGGGGAGCGGCAUGGAGGGGAACGGCGAGGGGAAGGGCCGGGCGCCGGGGCCGGCGGCGACGGCGGCGGGGGGCGGGGGAGGAGGGUACGGCUACGGCGGGUACGACGGGGCCGGCGGGGACAGGAAGUGGUGGCCGUGGCUCGUGCCCACCGUGAUCGUCGCGUGCAUCGCAGUCUUCGUCGUGGAGAUGUGGGUCAACGACUGCCCCAGGCACGGCAGCGCCCUCGGCGGCGGCUGCGUCGUCGGCUUCCUACGCCGUUUCUCCUUCCAGCCGCUCCGCGAGAACCCGCUCCUCGGCCCGUCGUCCGCCACUUUGGGCAAAAUGGGAGCUCUUGACUGGAACAAGGUCGUUCAUGAGCACCAAGGGUGGCGUCUCAUCAGCUGUAUCUGGCUCCAUGCUGGUCUAAUCCAUUUGGUUGUGAACAUGCUAAGUUUGCUGUUUAUUGGAAUUCGUCUUGAGCAGCAAUUUGGGUUUGUCCGUAUUGGUGCCAUAUACCUAUUAUCUGGUUUUGGCGGCAGCGUGUUGUCUGCACUUUUCCUACGGAGUAACUACAUCUCAGUUGGUGCAUCUGGAGCUUUAUUUGGACUUCUUGGAUCUAUGCUUUCUGAGCUUAUCAUGAACUGGACCAUUUAUUCCAACAAGGUAGCAGCCAUAAUAACUCUUCUGUUUAUAAUAGCGAUCAACAUGGCAAUUGGGAUCCUACCUCAUGCUGAUAACUUUGCUCAUAUUGGUGGAUUUGUGACGGGCUUCCUUUUGGGAUUUGUUUUGCUGGCGAGGCCCCAAUUCGGUUGGAUGGAACGCAAUGAGUUGCCCCAUACCAAUCAACCUCCCAAGUACAAAGCAUACCAAUAUGUUCUAUGGGUUGUGGCACUCCUAUUGCUGCUUGUCGGAUUUGUGACUUCAUUGGUGAUGCUCUUCAAGGGCAAGAACGGGAAUGACGGCUGCCACUGGUGCCACUACCUGAACUGCGUGCCGACAUCGAAGUGGAAGUGCAAUACCUAGGCAGUUGUUCUCCAGUUUUCGACCAAAUACACAGUGUUUGGAGGACUCUUUUCAGGCUUGUAUUUUUGUAGAUACGAACGUGUUCGUCCAUUAUGUUUGUUCUUUAGCAGAUUUGCGAUUCCCAUGGUUUGUUAGUAUCUGUAAAUUUGUUUCUCAGGCACUGCAAGUUUAUAACUCGAUUUUUGUAUGUUAUUUUCCGUUCUGGUUGUUUAAGAUGCGAAAUUGGUUCGUCC